CUUGAUCCUAUAAAAUAGUCUAUUUUGCUAGAAUUGCAAUUCACAAAUCUUCAAUAUGGCUUUUCUUUCUUCUUUUGUUUCCUUUCUUCUAUCUCUACUUCUGAUCUUAAUUCAAGCAAAGGGAAGAAAUGAUUCAACUUGUCCAAAGUCCUUUUCAUGUGGAAAUUUUACUAACAUGAGCUUUCCUUUCACUCUUCUAACACAAGGGGACUGUGGAAUAAUGUCCAUUUCUGAUUGUGAUACUAAACCAUACCCAAGAAUCCAAUUGCUUCCUGGAGGAGAUUGGUAUGAUGCUAUAGACGAUCCGUUGAAUUAUACAUUAUUGUUAGUGGAUCCGAAGCUUCAAACUAUAUUGAGGAAUAACAAGUGCCAGGCCUUUGAAAAAAAUAUCUCCCUUCCAGAUUCUCCUUCUGUUUCUUUCGAAAUUAUCCGAGUAUAUUUGCGUGAUUAUUACAAAUGCAACAACACUAGUAGUAACAACCAGCAUUUUUCUGGUUAUAAAAUGUACAAUGGUUGUAAAGGAUUUAGCAUAUACUACAAGCUUCCUGGAAGUGAUGAUGAAGACGUUCGAGCAGGCAAUCUUACUGCCAACUGUUCACUUCUCCAAUUGCCAAUUCGUGCAACAUUAGAUGACAACUUUGAUACUACCGGAUUUCUAGUAGAAUGGAAACUAUCUGAUGACUGUAACAAAUGUCACUAUGAUGGAGGUCAAUGCCGGACUGAUCAAACCAACAAAUUUUAUUGUCAAAAAGAUGCAACAAUAUCUACAAGAAGUAUGGUGGGGCUGGUUCUUGCCACAGGUUUUGGUGGAAUAGGGUUGGUGAUCAUAGCUUGUUUAGUUGUCUACUUUAUCUGGCGUUACAAGACGAGGAAACUUAGCCCAUCCCGCUUCCUCUCAACAAAGAAGUUCUUGGACAUUUUUAAACAUGAUGUUGAGGGAUAUAGUAUAUACCUUGGUGUCCCAGUCUUCUCUUAUUCAGAACUUGAAGAAGCCACAAAUGAUUUCAAUCCCUCUAGAGUCCUUGGAGAUGGAGGUUUCGGAACUGUUUACUAUGGAAAACUUAAAGAUAGACGGGAGAUUGCUGUAAAGCGCCUCUACGAGCACAACUUCAAGCGAAUGGAGCAGUUUGUAAAUGAAAUUGAUAUCCUUACUAGACUAAGGCACAACAAUCUUGUCACCCUCUAUGGCUGCACUUCAAGGCGAAGCCGUGAACUACUACUUGUCUAUGAAUAUAUUCCUAAUGGUACUCUUGCUGAUCACCUUCAUGGUGACAUAGCGAAGGAUGGAUCACUUACCUGGCCAAUCCGCAUGAACAUUGCCGUAGAAACUGCUGGUGCAUUGGCUUACCUGCAUUCUUCUGAUGUAAUACACUGCGAUGUGAAGACUAACAACAUACUCCUUGAUCACAACUUUAGUGUUAAAGUUGCAGAUUUCGGGAUUUCAAGGCUCUUCCCAAAUAACGUCUCUCAUAUUUCAACUACACCCCGGGGUACCCCUGGCUAUAUUGAUCCAAAGUAUCACGAAUGUUACCAGCUGACUUGUAAAAGUGAUGUCUAUAGCUUCGGGGUGGUCCUUGUUGAGCUCAUUUCAUCAAUGCCUGUUGUGGAUAUGAACAGGCAGAGCCAAGAGAUCAAUUUGGCCAACUUUGCAAUAAACAAGAUCAUAAAAUCUGCAGUUAACGAGUUGAUUGAUCCAUCCCUGGGGUUCGAUUCAGAUUCCAAGACUCGGGAAAUGACUACUUCAGUGGCAGAGCUGGCUUUUCUGUGCUUGCAGACCGAUAGGGACAUGAGGCCUACCAUGGUUGAAGUUUUGGAUAUUCUAAAGGAGAUUCAGACUAGUGAAUUUGACAACGAGAAGAAAGAAGAUUGUAGUCUCAAUGAAGCUAAAAUAGUUGCAGCACCUCCUUUUCCUGAAUCAGAAGAUGAGUUGUUGCUGAAGCAAAUUAAAUCACUACCUUCUCCAAAUUCUGUGACUGGUAAAUGGAUUACUUGUUCUAGUAUAACUAGUACAAAGUAGUUCUGUACUCCCUUCCUUUGUUAUUGAUGUAGAUUUUGGGAGACUAUGAAUGUACUACUGUGAGAAUUUUCUUGAGCAAUGUAUCUACGAGUGAAAGUGAUUCAAUUUUUUAAUUUUAUUAUAUAA
Molecule: messenger RNA, 2143 nt
Organism: Solanum dulcamara
Lineage: Eukaryota; Viridiplantae; Streptophyta; Magnoliopsida; Solanales; Solanaceae
Product: LEAF RUST 10 DISEASE-RESISTANCE LOCUS RECEPTOR-LIKE PROTEIN KINASE-like 1.1
Exons: 4
Coding region: 56-2017 (653 amino acids)
Biological process (GO): protein phosphorylation
Molecular function (GO): ATP binding; protein kinase activity
Source: RefSeq, a predicted model, not a curated record